Spodoptera litura is the source of this 1974-nucleotide messenger RNA. The record is from RefSeq and is a predicted model, not a curated record. NCBI's taxonomy places the organism in Eukaryota, Metazoa, Arthropoda, Insecta, Lepidoptera, Noctuidae.
AUGCAUUCGAGUAAGCAACAAGAAAAUUCUCAGACAAAUGACCAACCACCAAAAAUGGUUGACAUGUGCAUACAAACCUCGGAAAGUUAUUUUAAAACUGCUAAUAUGGAUUAUUCUUAUCAAUCAGAGACACCUACAGAUUAUAAAGAACACACGCCUGAAGAUGCAUUAAGAUCGGCUCAAUUAUUUCUAAAUACACCUGUAACAUCUGCUGGAAUUGAAGUUCAUGAUGAUUGCUGUAUGGAUACAUCAUCACCUAGUACGUCAGAAUCGUCAGACAGUUAUUACACUUCGUUAUCAAAACAAAUGGCAACAAACUCAAGGUUAAUUGAAGAGGUAUUCAGAAUGGCAAAACAUACUUCACCGAAGCCCAUGGAAGUAGAAAAUGAAUCACCAUUAUCUAUGCAUAAAGAAGAUGACUUUCUAGCAAAUAUUCCUUUGCCCGAAGAACCUACUUGUACAAAUCACAUCUUAUCAGAAGAAGCGUCUGCAGAGUCCACAUGUAUUUUCUAUAAAGAUGCAAAUAAUAUUAGCACUUCUUCUAUUAUACCAGAAGAAGAAUGCCCAAAGCCUGUCUUACGUUUAUCUGAAAAUAGUGCUGUAAGUAAAACAAAGAACAAAAAAAACAAAAAGUCCAAAAAACAACUGACACAUGAUGAUCACCACAUCAAAAAAGAUCAUGUAAACUUAGUUUUGGUGGGGCAUGUAGACGCAGGUAAAUCUACUAUUGGUGGACAAAUUAUGUCUCUAAUGGGUAUAGUCGACCAAAGAACUCUUAAAAAAUAUGAAAAAGAGGCACGCGAAAAAUCGAGGGAGUCUUGGUAUUUAUCAUGGGCACUCGAUACAAAUCAAGAAGAACGUGACAAAGGUAAAACAGUUGAAGUAGGCAGAGCAUACUUCACCACAAAAACAAAGCAUUUCACUAUACUUGAUGCACCUGGUCACAAAAGUUUCGUACCUAAUAUGAUUGGUGGGGCGGCACAGGCAGAUCUAGCAGUGUUGGUGAUAUCCGCUCGGAAAGGUGAGUUUGAAACGGGAUUUGAUAGAGGCGGACAAACUAGAGAACACGCCAUGCUUGUGAAAACAGCUGGGGUAAAAUAUAUGGUUACCGUUAUAAAUAAAAUGGACGACCCCACCGUAAAUUGGAGUCAAAAUCGAUAUAAUGAGUGUAAAGAGAAAUUAAAACCUUUUCUCAAAAAACUUGGAUUUACAGAGUCAAACGAUUUGGCAUUUAUGCCCAUUUCAGGACAAACUGGACAUGGAAUACUCCAUCAAGUACCUGAAGAUAUCUGUCCAUGGUAUCGAGGACCAUCUUUUAUACAAUUGGUAGAUGAGCUACCGUCUUUCAAUCGCAAUGACGAUGGGUAUUUUGUAAUGCCCAUUGCGGAUAAAUUUAAAGAAAUGGGUACUGUUCUCAUGGGAAAGGUAGAAUCUGGAAGAACUAGGAAAGGAGAAACCCUGUUACUAAUGCCUAACAGAUUACAUGUUACUGUAGACCAGCUAUGGUCUGAUGAUAUAGAAGUCACAGUAAUUUCAUGUGGUGAAAAUGUUAAGAUCAAAAUAAAAAGUAUAGAAGAAGAUGAUGUUUCCACCGGUUUUGUUCUUUGUGAUGUUGUUCAACCUAUUACGAUAGGUAAAGUAUUCGAUGCACAGCUGCACAUAUUGCAGCAUAAAUCUAUAAUAUGUGCUGGAUAUUCAGCAGUAAUGCACAUUCAUUGUGCAGUUGAAGAAGUCGUCCCAUUAGCUCUGCUUUGUUUAGUUAACACAAAAACUGGGGAGAAGUCCAAAACGCGUCCCCGAUAUAUUAAAGAAGGGCAGGCAGCUAUAGUUCGAAUAGCCUGCUCCGGAAUUAUAUGCUUAGAACCUUUUAAAAAAUUCAAUCAAUUAGGUAGACUGACUCUACGCGAUGAAAACAAAACUGUAGCCAUUGGAAAGGUUUUAAAAGUAAUUGAGUGAACUAUGAUUGUAGUUAGG